This is a messenger RNA of Myxozyma melibiosi, 1154 nucleotides long. RefSeq names its product plasminogen-binding protein pgbB. NCBI's taxonomy places the organism in Eukaryota, Fungi, Ascomycota, Lipomycetes, Lipomycetales, Lipomycetaceae. The record is from RefSeq and is a predicted model, not a curated record. Gene Ontology annotation, molecular function: 3'-5'-RNA exonuclease activity. The transcript is spliced from 3 exons. Bases 28 to 1071 code for a protein of 347 amino acids.
AUCAGGAACCACCUUGAUAAAUCAAAAAUGAAGUUCUCGUCAGCUCUCGCCAUUGCAUCUGCUCUCCUCGCCGCUUCCCCCGUUCUCGCAAAGACCGAGUCCGGCAAGGCAGACUCUAUCCGCAUCCUCUCCUGGAACUUGCGCUAUGAUUCAAAGUCGAACAAAAUCACCGUCGAUGAGACCAUCGACUCGUUGAAUGCUACCAUUCCCAACGACGACGAGGUCUCGUACUUCACCAACUACACCGAACACGCGUGGUCGGACCGUCGCAUCGGCGUCUCGAAUGAGAUGCUCUUCAACAAGCCCGACGUUAUCUGCGUCCAGGAGGCUCUUCAUCGUCAGGUCGAGGAUUUGCUCGAUCUCUUGCCUGGAUUUGAGUACAUUGGCGUCGGCAGAGACGACGGCAAUCAGUCGGGCGAGUACGAGGCCAUCUUCUACCGCACUGAGAAAAUCAAGGUUCUGGACUGGAGCACUUUCUGGCUCUCAGACGACCCCUUCGAGCCCUCGAAAUACCCCGGCGCCGGCUCCUACCGCUCCGCCACCGUCGGCCACCUGCGCACAAAGUCCAAGUCCGAGUUCACCGCGAUCUGCACCCACUGGGAUGACAAGUCCGACGAGCAGCGCCAGCUCGCCGGGUCCAUGAUCCGCUACCGCGGCGCGUACGAGGCCGAGACUACCGGUAACCCUGUGUUUGCCUUUGGCGACUUCAACUCGCCGUCGACCGGCGGCGACAGCGGUGGAUACAAGAUCAUCACGGGCGAGAGCGACAUGCUUACCAUGAACGAGACCUUUGUCGAGACCUACAACUCCUCCAUCUCUGAUACUUUUGUCUUCAAGGAUUUCCUCCACGAGACUGAUGCUCAGUUCCGUAUGGGCCAUUUCGCUACCUGCACUGGUUUCACCGAGGUCGACACUCAGGGAUCGACGAGAGUCGAUUUCCAGCUUGGUGGCUCGAACGGUGGCUGGAGCACGACUGCGUUCAAGGUCAUGAACGAGUUCUACGAUACCGGUUACCAUCUCUCUGACCACAGACCUGUUAUCUCCGACGUUAUCGUUGGAUAUACCGACUAAGUCUGUUAGAUAUGACUGGAUAGUGCGAAAAGUAUUGAUUUCAGAUAAAAAAAAGUUUGUAAUUAAGAUGCUAGCACAAAUAA